Molecule: messenger RNA, 852 nt
Organism: Coprinopsis cinerea okayama7#130
Lineage: Eukaryota; Fungi; Basidiomycota; Agaricomycetes; Agaricales; Psathyrellaceae
Exons: 4
Coding region: 1-852 (283 amino acids)
Source: RefSeq, a predicted model, not a curated record
AUGGCCCGCUACACCAGUGUCCCGAGUUCUCUACAAGAUCCCGAGUACGAUGAGAAGGACGUCGAGGAGAGGGUCCUGGAUGAUAUGGUCGACGAGGACCUCACGAAAUAUGAUAGACUGCUCUUGCGACUGACCUGCCUCUGUGCAGUUCUGUCCGCCUUGUUUGCUCUAGCGACUCUUCUCGGACGCUCUCCACCAUCUAGGUCGAAUACGGCUGUGAAACGACCGAAUCCAUACCCAGGCCUCGAUGCUAUAUCCUACGGAGACGAAUACGAGCCUUUCAAGCCAAUCACUUCGCUAUCCCAGCUACUGCUUCAGAUCCAAACUAACGACCCUUCACGAAAACUACAUGAAGACGCCUCCAGACAGCGCGACUCAGUCAGGGGAACGUUGUAUCCAGAUGACCGACACUUUAUUGCCUCACGGGAGAUGUCGACUGUCGUCCAAUUCAAGAACCUCGACUACGGCAUGGAGCGCUGUGUCCUACACGCCGUGCUCCCCAACAAGACUGCAUCCUUGGACCCGGCCAUCCAGCUGAAGCCAUCCAGCAUCAUCGACGUCUGGCGGCUCGACCAAGACACCGAGAUCUCUCCGCAGAGCCCUGAAACAUGGGCACUCGCGCCGCGGCGGCGGGCACUCUUGGAACGAUUCGAAUUCCCAUCGGAGAACGGCGAAUGGAGGUCCAAGGAGUUCCACUGCCCGUCGCUGACGUUUACGAUCUUGGAGUUUGCUUGUGCGUCUGUUUCUCCGGACUGUCAUGUCGAGUUCUGGCAGGACCGGAUGUCGGCGAAUGGCGUAUACCUUGAGCAGCACGACUCGUUCGCCAAACCAAAGCCCUCAAAUUCUGUUUAA